This is a messenger RNA of Acipenser ruthenus (sterlet), 4767 nucleotides long. RefSeq names its product raftlin-like. The transcript has 10 exons. The coding region runs from base 578 to 2479 and encodes 633 amino acids. NCBI's taxonomy places the organism in Eukaryota, Metazoa, Chordata, Actinopteri, Acipenseriformes, Acipenseridae. The record is from RefSeq and is a predicted model, not a curated record.
CUCCUGGCAGCUUAGCUGAUGCUGUCUCUCCUGUAAGCACACUUAAUAUUUCAGACUCUCCUCUCUCUGCUGGACUUUUUUCACUUGGCUGGAGCAAACCAGACUAGUGUUUGGAAGUGCACUGUCUGUGCUUGAGCCUAAUCUUUUCAUUUUGCAAACAGUAUUGAAACUAGGUUGCAUGGCGGGAGAAGAACCAUACAAUGUCAGAGGAUGUGGUUUCUGAGUUUGCAGAACUGCGAUGAACAUAAUUUGAAUAUAAAUGAAUAGCAAAAGGAAGCAACAUUUGCUAUACACCCUUUUAACAGAUUGAGGUGCUGAUGUAAUGAAAAUGAAAAUCUUGUCAUUUUCAAUAUAUGUGAGAAGCUCGAUAGUGUUUUUUUUUUUAUCUUGGUAAAAACUCUUCUGUCACUUCUCUGCUGCUUUGGUGAUUCAAAAGUGAGUUUUCUUCAGAACUCCAGGCUCUACGACUUCCCUUUGAGAUGAACGUGUCCUUUGCUGGCAGCGUGCCGACUGUGACUGGCAAGCCUUGAGUGUUCAGAGCCAGGACAACAGCAUCAUCUUACUAGAAGCUGCUGAGAUGGGCUGCGGACUGCCGAAACUGGAGAAGCCAGACAAGAACAGCCCCGGCAAAAUCUACUCCACCCUAAAGAGGCCACAGGUAGAAACCAAAGUCGGGACUGCCUACUCCUACUGCUUUCUAGACUUCACAGUUGGGAAGGAUGCAGAGAUCAGCGGGUCCUCAGCAGUCAAGCUCUCGUCUCUCUAUGAGCUGCCCGUCCAGCUGCAGGAGUUGUACCUGCAGGGCUUCGUCCUCGCUGCAGUCCAUCCCUUCGUGCACCCGGCCGGCGAGAAGGACCAGACUCCACAGGAGGGCCUCUUCAGAGCCGUGCUCAUCAAGCAGGCAGACAGCUCUGAAAAAAACAACCAGAACGGUGAGCCCCACAGCCUGGAAAUGAACAUGUGCCUGUCUUCCGACCAGCUUCCUGGUGCAGAACUCAUUCAGGGCUUUGUUAAGAGAGUGCAGGUAGCUGCAGAACAGGGAGUGAAGUUUGUGGGGUUCAUCCAACAGUAUGGUUUUCCAGUGAACUUGAACCCACACUCCUCUGAGGCUGAAUCGUCGUCAUUGCAUUGCAGCCGGAGUAGUUCAGAGAAGGAGGAAAGUUCACAAAAUCUCAUCCCUGAGAGCAGACCAGAUUCAGUGGAAGCCAAUUGUGAGCAGGUGGUGAGUCGCUCGGGUGACGUGGAAGUAAAUGUGGAGCAGCAGGUCCUUGAGAAAUUAUCUCAGACUUUGUCAAAUGAAGAUGAAGGACAGAUUGAAGUGAUGAACUCCGCUGAAUUGGCAGAAGUCAACGAGGUGGGGGAUAAGCCUGACGGGGCUUCUGAGGCCAAAUUGGCGGCACCCACAACAAAUGGGCCUGCUGAACAUUCGGCAGAGGAUUCCAGUGAGCACAUGGAGGUGAACCAGGACUCUGAAAACAGCAGGGACAACGGGACGCCUGGAAACACUGAACACACAGAGCACAAAGGAUCGAAAAGGGCAGAAGUCCAGACAUUUGCACUGUUCAACACCCCCAACAGCCAGCAGAGCUCGUGCAGGUAUUACACAGUGAAGGUGCCUCUGAAAGUCCACAGGAAAGGCCAGGGGGUCAGCAGUGUGGAGGCAGACUGGCUGGAUCACAUGACCCAGCACUUCACCAAUGGGGCGCUGCUGGUUGACGGGUACUUCCACCUUGAAGCAGAAAAUGAGUUGACACCCCGGUCAGUGGAAGGCACGUUCAUAUUUGAGGAGGCUUCUGAGAUGGACUCGACAGCUGCACAGGCCUACGAUGCCAUUGUCGUGGAACAAUGGACAACUUUCCAAGGUGCUGAGAUUAAGACAGAUUAUAUACCCCUGUUGAAAUCUCUGGCUGCCUUUGGGUGGAGGCUGACCUGUGUGCUUCCUACUCCAAUUGUGAAGACAAACAGUGAAGGGAAUUUGGCGACAAAGCAGAUUGUUUUUCUCCAGAGACCUUUCCUACCCCGAAAGAAAAAGGAAUCGAAGAAAUUAAACUUCAAGACACGAAGCAAGCUAAAUAAAAACACAAUCAAAGAUUUAUCAAACCGGAACCGAAAAACAAACGCAUCAUACCUGAAAGAGAAGGAGCAGGAGGACCAGAACAUUCUAGAAGACGUGCAGAAAGAGAAUGAGAAAGACACAGAACAGGAAGACAGAGAAAACAGCAUGGAGAAAACCAGUCCAAAUGAAACAGAGACACAAGAUACAGGAAAUGAAAAAGACAGGGAGUGCGCAACAGAGGAAGAGCGAGACAGUGAGACAGCUGCACCGGAACAGAAUCCAGAAUCACAAAGCACUGAGACCAGCGGAGGAAUUGAGGGGGGCAGUGUUAAUGGCUGUGAUGCCUCUGUCCAGGAGACAUGUGCAACAGACACUUCAUGCGACACCAGCUGUGUCCCUGAAAUCAGCUGUGAUUGUGAUUAGAAAACAGAAAACGGCAAUUGAUAGUCACCUAUAAGGGGAAAGGGUUCAAUCGCUCACAGUAACCCAUUCUCUUCACUCUCCAGAUAAGCACACUCAGGAGGACAGUCCUGUUGUGAACUGCAGACAUUAUCCAAUAGCCAGGGAAGUGGGGCCUUGGCAAGGAUACUUUGGGUUGCUUUUUUAAAACAAGCUGCUUUGAACAGUUAAUUAAAUGAGGCAGAAAGGAUACAAAACUAAAGAUGGUUUUUAAAGGAGAACAUGCUAUAUUGCAAACUGUACAUUUCACCAAAAACCUACAAUAAAUACACAGUAUUCUCGCUUUAUUUAAGCACCAAUUAAAAUGAGAUCAGUCAACUCUUUCUAACAUGGAAAGGAAACCAACUGACUUUUAGUAUACUGGUAUGACAAAAAUAGAUCAGUCAUACCCUAAAGUUAAACACAAGCAACUGUAAGUUGCACAGUAAGUUUGCUUUCUUUAAAAUAUAGCUUAUUUUUAAAGUCUAGGGUAAUAUGGUCGUGGUUGUUUCCUGUGAUAUGCAUCAUUUUCUAAACAACUGUUUGCAAACGCAAGCAGACUGCCACUGUAGUUUCUACAUUCUAGCUAAUGUAAAUUAAACAUUUGUGAAGAUUGAAAUGUUUUUGACCUCUUAAUGUUAGGUAUGUGUCUUCAUGGUAAGCAAGGUCAUUUUGGAGUGUGCAGAAAUGUUUUAAUAUUGUAUGUAAGUGGACCAGCAAUGCACAACAGUCCACAGGUUUCUGGAUAAUAAAUAUAAUCGUGACUGAAUCUAACAAUCUACAGUAAGAACAUGUCCUCAUCUUAAGUGUCUAUAAGCACAUAUCUUAAACAGUUUCUAAUUAAACUAAUUUAGUAAGCUUUUUGAAAUGUUACCAAACGACCACAGUAUGAAACAAAGCAGAAAACAACUGUUAAAACUAACAUUGGAAAAUGAAAUUGGUCCCUUAGAUUAUUGGUGUUGAAACGAUCUUAUAAAAGACCAUGGUAAAUGUGCACGAUAAUUUUGCAAUUUUCCCAUGCUUUUCCUAUAGCUUACCAAUGUUUGCUGUAAUUUUAAAUAUUUUUUUUUACCAUGCUUACCUAUGCUUUCCCAUACUUUGACUGUCCUUCAUUACACUUUGCUAUGCUUUUACUAUGGUAAACUUAUAUAAGGGUACUUAAAGCUGUAAUACAAAAUAAUGGUUUUAUCUGCUAGUAAAACACAUUUUAGUUAAGAUGUUUGGAACCCCAGAUGUUAUGGUUAUUUCUACACUACUAACACAGUGCAUGAAUGAUCAUGUUUAAUUUAUAUAAACAGAUGGAAAUGAUUUUAUGUGACCAGUACUCUAUGCCAGUUUGGUCAUAUUUAAAUAUUUUAAUUGGACUGUCAGGACAUAUGCUCAUUAGAGAAUCUUCCUUUUUAAGUGGGAAAUACAGUUUUUGUAAAGCAAGUUAGUUGAAGCUACGAAAGAUAAGGUAUAAUCAGAAUAAAUUAAAUAUGUAUCCUAAAUCACCAGUAACAUACAUUAAAAAAGAAAAAUAAUAAUCUAGUCUAGUAUGGAAAAAAUCACGUACUGUCAGCCUGUAAUGGUUUUUACAAGUGCCCUUGCCUUGCUCUCAAUGAAAUGGAAAGGUUAGCUGAGAUGACAGGGUUGCCAGUAAGGACUGUGAGUAUCUUCAGAUAUGUUCCACUUGCAUGGCUCUUGUUAUUGGCUGGACCAAUUCUGUUAUUUAAGCUCUUUUUCAAAUCACAUUUUUUGUAUAUUUGUGUACACUUAGAAGUGAAUUUAGAGCAUUAUUCAUAUUCAUUGUCUUAAAUGUGUGUCACUACAAGACCCCCCUCCUCAAAGGAAAGAUACCUUCAGUCCACCUUGACACCCACUAAAACAUGCACACCUUGCCAACAUUUAUAAUUUGCCAUGAGAUCCUAAAUGCAAGAAGUUUGUUUAAAAUAGGUCAGAUGUGGUGAUAAUUUAAUGAGCCCCCAAUUAUCUGGAGGGAUUGAUUCAUAAAGCAAUUGUAACAUAAACCUAUCUCGAGACAAGUAAACAUGUAUUUGGAUGCCUUCUCAAGACACGCCUUUAGCUAUGUAGUGGGACAGUACAUAGCUUAGUUUAUUUUAUUUACGAUGCUAGCAUACCAUAUAUAUUGUUUAAACACAUACUUUAAAUAUGCUGCUUUGUGACCCGACCUGAAUGACGACACAACCAAAAAACAUUCUGCUUUUGCAUUUCCUGCAGUUUAUGACAUUUGAUUACAUCACUGUACCUUAUGUGUAUAUAAUGAUAUUGAU